Molecule: messenger RNA, 858 nt
Organism: Paramecium primaurelia
Lineage: Eukaryota; Ciliophora; Oligohymenophorea; Peniculida; Parameciidae
Source: the annotation of a GenBank genome assembly
GAUGAUUUUACUGCUUUACAUUCUGUCUCUUCUUAAUCAUCUGCAGGUCCCAUUUCUUAUGUACCUGAUCCAUCAUAACUUUCUCAUUUAUCCAAUUAGACACAAUUAUUACCAGAAAUAUAUGAGCAUUUAAAUUUUUCAUCUGUCAUUGUUGCCCAAAUAGAUGCUUAAUUAUCUGUAACACUAUAAAGAUGACACUCACUUAGUUCAGCAAAUUUUGUUCCUGAUACUUAAACACAUAAACUAUCAGCACUGACUUAAAUACAAUAAACCUUUUCAUUUCCACUUAAAGCAGAGAUAUCAGUACAAACUGAAGUUCUAUUAUAGCAUGUUCCUAAGAGAUAAACACAACUCAUUUAAGAGGUUGUAUUUUGUAUAUCUUAGCAAUCAAAAUCUCUACAUGUAGUAUCAAUAGAUGUGAAUGCACAUUUGACACCAACAUCACUAAUUUUACUUAAAAAAUAAUUAGAAUUUUCAGUUUCAUUAGUGUUUGGCAAAUUUUCAUAGGAAUCACAAAUACCACUAUCAACAAAUUGAGUUGGAAGAGUUGAAUUAUAUUAAUCAAAUGUACAAUUUUUAGUUUUAUCAGAUGCAUUUCCAUCACUAACAGAUUAAUAGGCUAUAGCUUAGCAAUUUGUUGUUGUAUAUUUUACAAAAUGUUUUAGCACAUUUUAUUUCUGGAUUAUCAAAAAGUUCACAAAAGGGUUUGAAUGAACUUGAUUGGAUCAACUGUUGUCUUUUUCUAAAAUUUUGAUGCUGUUUUUCCAAAUGCAGCCAUCCAUUCACAGGCUACUGAUACAGUAAUCUCUUAUUCACAAUCAUUAUAUGUAUUUGAAUGUUAAACUAGCUAUGUUAAGG